Molecule: messenger RNA, 930 nt
Organism: Cooperia oncophora
Lineage: Eukaryota; Metazoa; Nematoda; Chromadorea; Rhabditida; Trichostrongylidae
Source: the annotation of a GenBank genome assembly
AUGGGUGCCUAUAAGUACAUGCAGGAGAUAUGGCGCAAAAAGCAAUCCGAUGUGAUGCGCUACAUCCUCCGUAUUCGUACGUGGCAGUACAGACAGCUCUCGGCCGUCCAUCGAGUUAGCCGUCCCACCCGACCUGAAAAGGCUCGACGAAUGGGAUACCGAGCUAAGCAGGGAUACGUUAUCUACCGCGUCCGUGUCCGCCGUGGUAACCGUAAGCGCCCGGUCACCAAGGGUCAGACAUACGGAAAGCCGAAGACCCACGGAGUCAACGAGAUUAAGUUCGCCCGCUCAAAGCAGGCUAUCGCUGAGGAUCGAGCUGGUCGUCGUCUCGGUUCACUCCGAGUUUUGAACUCAUACUGGGUUGGAGAAGACUCCACUUACAAGUUUUACGAAGUGAUCAUGAUUGAUCCCUUCCACAAAGCGAUCAGACGUAACCCCGAUACUCAAUGGAUCACCAAGCCUGUGCAGAAGCAUCGCGAACUUCGUGGACUCACAUCUGCCGGCAAAAAGUCGCGAGUGCAAGGAAUCCAUCAUAUGAUUCGCACUGUGAGGAUGAUGUGUAGUACCUCGGCAGAGGGACCUAUAGCAGCAACAAUACGGAGGAAAUUGCAGGAGACUUUUGCGCCGUCUCAUCUUGAAAUCGUAUGCGAGAGCUACAUGCAUAACGUGCCUAAGGGAUCCGAGAAGCAUUUCCGGGUUCAGAUUGUAGUGACAAGUUCGAAGGAUGUCGCUGAUCGAGUCUUACUAUUGAUUUUGAUUUCCGCAUGUCUAUUUGUCGACUUUCAGAGGCACCGGAUGGUCAAUUCUUGCUUGUCCGACGAGCUGGCGGGUCCAGUACAUGCCCUUAGGAUCGAUGCGAUUCCACCGAGCAAGUGGGUUGGCCAGAAGCCGCAUCCAAGCCCGGCAUGUCGAGGUGGCAAUGCGUUAUAG